Molecule: messenger RNA, 672 nt
Organism: Spizellomyces punctatus DAOM BR117
Lineage: Eukaryota; Fungi; Chytridiomycota; Chytridiomycetes; Spizellomycetales; Spizellomycetaceae
Product: ribosomal protein L13
Exons: 3
Coding region: 1-672 (223 amino acids)
Biological process (GO): translation; negative regulation of translation
Cellular component (GO): cytosolic large ribosomal subunit; ribosome
Molecular function (GO): structural constituent of ribosome; mRNA binding
Source: RefSeq, a predicted model, not a curated record
AUGGUGGUAGACUCUUUACUUUUACUGGAGUUUGUGGGCGCAAACGCUAAUACGCAUAUCAAGAUGCUGACCUAUCAGAAGGAAUAUGUUGUCGAUGGUAAAGGGCACCUGCUCGGCCGGCUCGCGUCAAUAACUGCAAAGCAGCUAUUGAACGGCCAGAGAGUCACCAUUGUACGUGCCGAGGAAAUCAACAUUUCAGGGCCUUUUUUUCGCAACAAGUUGACAUUUAUGAACUUCCUUCGCAAGCGUUGCCGUGUUAAUCCUUCGCGCGGACCGUUCCACUUGCAUUCACCAAACCGCAUUAUCUGGCGUACCAUUCGUGGGAUGAUUCCUCACAAGACCCCCCGUGGUCAAGCAGCACUCCAGCGCUUAAAGGUAUUCGAGGAUGUUCCUCCCCCGUAUGACAAAAGGAAACGAAUGGUCGUGCCGAUGGCACUCCGCGUUCUUCGGCUUGCCCCUGGGCGCAAAUAUACAGUUCUCAAGCGGCUUUCAAGCGAGUUUGGAUGGAAAUAUCAAGAUGUUGUUUCCCGUCUUGAAGACAAGCGUAAGGCUAAAUCUCACGCGUAUUAUGAAGCAAAAAAGGCGGCGCGGCGUCUGCUAGCGAAAGCAGAGAAGGAGGUGGAGACACAACUAGCCCCUAUCAAAAAACAACUGGCCGCGUAUGGUUAUUAG